Messenger RNA from Myotis brandtii (Brandt's bat), 1522 nucleotides. RefSeq names its product transmembrane protein 126B (gene TMEM126B). Bases 145 to 786 code for a protein of 213 amino acids. The transcript is spliced from 6 exons. Lineage: Eukaryota; Metazoa; Chordata; Mammalia; Chiroptera; Vespertilionidae. Gene Ontology annotation, biological process: mitochondrial respiratory chain complex I assembly. Gene Ontology annotation, cellular component: mitochondrion. The record is from RefSeq and is a predicted model, not a curated record.
GGCGGCGCCCGGGCGCGAGGCGGGGGCAGACCCGCGAGGGAAAGGUGUGGUGCCGGUGGGAGCUGGGGAAAUGCCCAAGUCAAUGGAAGAAUAUCCUCGGGUGAGGAUUAACUACAACAGAAAAGAAUCACUGGUGCUACUAAAAUGAAGAUUUCUAGGCUUCACUCUACUCCAGGGGACAUCAAGAUGGCAACAUACACACGUGGUCAACUCAGCCCCUCUCUAAGAGAUAAAGAACUCGGACCCAUGGUCAUUGAAAUCAUAGAAAAAAAAAUUGAGUAUCUUAGAAAAGAAAAUACUUUAAAUAUACGUGGGACACUGCUCGUUGGAACAGCAGCUGGUUUCUCUGGAAUAUUGGCAAACUUCCUUUUCAGACACUGCUUCAAGGUUAAACAUGAUGCUUUGAAGACAUAUGCAUCAUUGACUACACUUCCAUUUUUGUCUACCUUAGUUACGUAUAAGCUCCUUGUUACAGAUGCUUUGUAUUCAGGUAAUAUAAGCGUGGAAGAAUGUGCUCUGAGAAGUUCACUUGUUGGCAUAGUAUGUGGUGUUUUAUAUCCAACUGGUUUGGCUUUUUCUAAAAAUGGACGUCUGGCAGUAAAGUACCAUACUGUUCCACUGCCACCAAAAGGAAGGGUUUUACAUCACUGGCUGAUGCUUUGUCAAACAGAUAUAAAAGGAAUGCUGAUUCCUCUAGCCUUUCAGAUAGUCUUUGGAAUAUACCAGGGUAUACAACAUUAUGCAGUAUUUCAGAGUACGUUAGAGAAAACUGUACAUGAAGAUUAACCAAGUAGUGAAUGGAUUUUUUUAUGGUGAGGACUCAGGUAUUGCUGAAAGAGUUCAAAGUAACUCUGGACAAUUUGUUUCUGUUCUUUUGCCUAGUGUAUAGCAGGUUCUCAAUAAAUAUUCAGAAACUCAAUAAAUAAAUGUAAGUUUUUUCUUUCUUCCUCAUUGUAUGUGGAAAUGGGUUUAGGCUUCAAGUUCUGAUCUGUACAUUUAUAUACUGUCAUUCAUCAAACAUUUAUUGAGCAACAACUGCCUCUCAGGCACUGUGUUACAUAUAAUAAGAAAUGGUCCUUAUCCAGAAGGAACUCACAAUUAGAAGAUAAAUUAAACAUAUGAACACACAGCAUGAGAGAGUUUGAGAGGUAUACACAUAAUUCUGUGGGCACAUUGAGGAUGUGGAUAUUAACUAUUUGGGCAGAAGGGAAAACUAUAGAGAAGAAGUGACAUUUGACCUAAAUUUUUAAGAAGUUGAAAGUUUAUAAGAAAGCAAAAUACAGAAAUAGCAUACAGCCCAUUCCUUCACUCUAAACUCUGAUUCAGCUAGCUUCUUAUAGUUAACACAUUCUUUUCACUGUGCUGUUUAAAGAACAUAUAUUGAGUGCCUACUGGCUAUGCAUUUAUACAGGCACCAGGAGUACAAAGAUUCAGUCCCUACCCUCCACAAGUUUAAAAUCUGAAGGAAGAAAUCAAAGCAUGCAUCUUUAAGUCUGCUAGAGCAUUCCUGAGCUACACAUUU